Tachysurus vachellii is the source of this 1663-nucleotide messenger RNA. RefSeq names its product XIAP associated factor 1 (gene xaf1). The transcript has 8 exons. The record is from RefSeq and is a predicted model, not a curated record. Lineage: Eukaryota; Metazoa; Chordata; Actinopteri; Siluriformes; Bagridae. Gene Ontology annotation, molecular function: zinc ion binding. The coding region runs from base 111 to 848 and encodes 245 amino acids.
GAAGUAGUUGGCGCUGAAAGUGCAAGUGCGCAUGUGCAGAACCUCAGGCUUGUCAUGCUUUCUAUUUCUCACAAGUGAAACUUCUAGGAAAUAAACAGUACUCAGUAGGAAUGGACGCUAAAGAAGAGGUGGAGAUUUGCAGCCACUGCAAUAAAGAGGUGGUGAAGACGAACCUCCCCAUGCAUGAAGCUCACUGCCAGCGGUUCCUGUGUCUCUGCCCUGACUGUAAAGAACAGGUGCCCAAGGAUCUGCUGGAGGAACAUCGAAAGGAACAACACACUAUGAUCAAAUGUAAGCAGUGCAACAUGAAGCUGGAAAAAUUCAAGCUACCAGAUCAUGAAUCAUACGAAUGCAAAGAGAGGAUGCAGAGUUGUGAGUAUUGUCAGCUGUCUCUCCCUUUGAGUAAAUUGGAGGAACACGUCGUGACCUGUGGGAGUCGGACAGAACGCUGUCAGCACUGUAACCAGUACGUCAUCCUUAAAGACCAGCUCCAGCACGCUCAGAUCUGCAUUGCUGAAGACUUACAAACUAAAUCCAUUCAUGGAAAUGUAAAGCCAGCGAACUCUCAGCAAGACAAUGGGCGUUACAAAUACGUGAGGAACUCUUCGAAAGAUCAGACUGACUCUGAGCCAAAAGAUGCGAUCCUGUCGCUGUCGGAUCUGAUGAAGAAGAAGAAGAAGCAGAAUGAUAAUCUGGGUUGGAUAACAGACCCAGAUCAGAUCAACACCUGUCCGUACUGUCACCUGGCUCUGCCAGUAAACAUACUGCGAUGGCACGAGGAGAAAUGCAGGAUUGUGGAAGGUCUGAGAAGGAUGAGCGAGGCAAUGGAUGCGAGCGGAAAGAAGUGAGAAAUAAACCUCUUGACAUGCAGAGACGCUUUCAGAAACACAGGUGAUGACAUCAGAAUGAAAUGAAUGAACAAGCACUGUUUACUCAAGUCUUUCAGACAUCUGGAAAAAUCAACCAGAGCUUUUGGCGAGCAUUAUUAUUGUAUUUGAAAUUUAUGAUUUUUUUUUUUUCCAUUAAAUUUAGCUUUAUUAAAUGUUUGAAGAAGAUAUGAUAAACUUUGAUGAAUAAAAGGAAUGAUUGCAAAAACGAUGUAGAUUUAUAGAUAGAUAGAGAGCAUGGUAAUGUUUUUUGAAAAGGAAUUAUUUAUCCUUGUUUUAAUACCGUGAAUGAUGAAUAUUUAUUUUUAAUAAAUAUUUUGCCCUUUUUUUAAUAGCUUUAUCAAUUGGUAUGAGUUCCAUUUAUUUAAAAAUAAUAUAUAUAUAUAUAAACAAAUGAAACUCAUACCAAUUGAUAAAGCUAAUAAAAUCUUUAUUAAUUAGAUAGAUAGAUAGAUAGAUAGAUAGAUAGAUAGAUAGAUAGAUAUCUAGAUAUAUUGGAUAGAUAGAUAGAUGGAUAGAUAGAUGGAUGGAUAUUGUAAUUGAUACAUCUCAUACGAUAAAAAAAAAUCAAAAAUUAAAACUCAAACUAAAGCUGUGUAACUUUUUGUUGUACAUGUUAUUACUGAACACUUUCUCUGAACCGACCUGUGAGUCGAGCACCUAAACCGAUUCAUUGAUUCGCGCGCGCGUGCGGUAGUUGUGUGAUUCUUCUGGGGCACCAAGACACCUUGGCUUUUUUUUUUUUAUCCUUUAUCUCCAAUAAAUGCUCGUAUUUG